Messenger RNA from Dichotomopilus funicola, 1530 nucleotides. RefSeq lists its product as uncharacterized. The transcript is spliced from 4 exons. The coding region runs from base 1 to 1530 and encodes 509 amino acids. The record is from RefSeq and is a predicted model, not a curated record. Lineage: Eukaryota; Fungi; Ascomycota; Sordariomycetes; Sordariales; Chaetomiaceae.
AUGCCAGCACCUGGCGUGGCGUCAUGCAUCAUCCGCUUCAUUUGCGCCGUCCCCACGGGGUUGUCUGGUUUCAACAGCCUGGUAGGCUACAUGGGCUCAAAAGAUUUAGGCGACAUUUUUGAUGUGAUUCCCCACGGCAGAGACUUUCUCAAGGGGAUGCGCAUUCUAGGCGGUGCGGGAAUCGCCACAUUUUCCUGGAACUUCCUCCAAUUUGGAACAUCUCCCUUCUGUCGCGGUUACUUACUUGCUUCGAUCGGGGUGGUCGAUCUCGCCCUCGUCAUUCCGCUCAUCAUAGGAAUUGCCUUGGCAUCAGGGUUCCUACCUGGCGACUAUGGGCCGUGCGAAACGGCGUCAAACUGGAACAAUGGCACUGACGGCCGCAACUUCUUCGUUGUUGCAAAGGCGAGUGGAAACUUUUCAGAGGACGAUGACGCGAACGCAAUCUGCCACAAGAUAGUGGAGGGCUGGAUCGUGAGUAUUGUGGUCGUCAUCAUUUACAUCAUAUGCGGCGUUUUAAAUGUUCGUUCAGGCUGCGUUGGGGAGAAAGGAACGAGGGUUGAAUUUGGUUCUACCUCUCAGUAUGAUCUUGACGGCUUCCCAUUGCUUUGGGCGGUACUUCGACUCCCGUUUCGACUCCCGUUUCGGUUCCUGUGCUUGGUCUUCCGGAUUUUCCGAGGGAUUUAUAUCUUCCCGUCCCGCUACACUAUGAAAUACCUGGGUAGGCAGAAGCGUGCCAACCGGACCGUGGCACAUCCCAAAGGCCACGAGAGGCAACAGGACUUGGAUCACAAACCAGCCCGGCACUUUUCACGUUUACGCUUACCCAUGGAGUUGACGAUACUGAUAGUAAAGGAUCUCCAUUAUACCGAUCUUGCCAAUUUGCGCCACACUUCAUACCACUUCCGGGCUGUCUUUUUCGGCGACAACGAUCCAAUACAGACGGCUAGAGACCUCCAGGAAUUCGCUUGCGCCGACGGAGGCCCUUCCAUCAACUGUGAGAUCUGUAAAAUACAGACGUGUCAGGGCUGCCGUCAUCAAGCUUUGAUCCCCCGCUCCGAAGCGUUCCAGCACCUCACCGGCUGCCAAGCGGCCUGUUCUAAGUGCUUCUUCAUUCACAACUGCGUCAGCCGCCCCCAGCCAGCCCGCCCAGGUCAGAGCUGGAACGGUGGUCGGAGGUUCCGAGGCGCUUCCUAUGGGCUUUCAAGAGCAUACAGCCCCACCGAGCCGAGCAACAGUUAUGGGUCACGGCUCAGCCAAGCCGAAGAUAUGUCCCGCGAGGAAAUAUGUCACGCCUGCUUGAACCUACCGAGACAAAAACAGACUGAGAUACGGGAUGCGACGAAUCUGGCCGAGAUUCAGCGCCAGGCAAGGUUACCGAUGGCGUGUUUCCGCUGCCGGAAGAUGUUACCAGCAACGGGGGUUAAGUGGUGGGUGAAUUCACGGACGGGGGAGGAGUGUAAGUGGUUUGGACAUCCGGGGUGGACAAGAAAGAAUGAGCGGGAUUGUAGGCCUAAGGUCACACACGGUUAA